CACUGGAAGCUCCCAAAAUUCCCCGCUUAAAAAGUUGACCUGGGCCACUAUUAAUACACCUCAUAAUCCCCUCAUUAUUUACAUACAUAUCUCAACACCAAGCAAAUUAAGCACACCUCCCCUUAUAAUAAUAAUAAUAAUAAUAUUAUUAUUAUUAUUAUUAUUAUUAGAUUUCUCAAUACCAAGCAAAAUCUAUACACGUCUCCUCUAUUCUCUUCUCUCUCCUCUCUCUCUCUCUCUCUAUCUCUCUCUCUCUAGAGCACAUAUAUCGAUCGAUCUCCAUGAGCUUCUUGAGCAUGGUGGAGGCAAAGCUGCCUCCCGGGUUCCGGUUCCACCCGCGGGACGACGAGCUCAUCUGCGACUACCUCGCCCCCAAGAUCGGCAAGGACACCAAAGGCGGCGGCGGCGGCGGCGGCGGCUUAUUCUGCGGCUGCCCCGCGUUGGUCGCCGUCGAUCUCAACAAGUGCGAGCCCUGGGACCUGCCUGAAACUGCAUGUGUGGGGGGGAAGGACUGGUACUUCUACAGCCUGAGGGACCGUAAGUACGCGACGGGGCUGCGGACGAACCGUGCGACGCUGUCGGGCUACUGGAAGGCCACGGGGAAGGACCGGGCGGUGUCGCGGCGCAGGGCGCUGGUCGGCAUGCGGAAGACGCUCGUAUUCUACCAAGGCCGGGCCCCCAAGGGCAAGAAGACUCCCUGGGUCAUGCACGAGUUCCGCAUNGCCCCUUAA
This is a messenger RNA of Ananas comosus (pineapple), 731 nucleotides long. RefSeq names its product NAC domain-containing protein 21/22-like. Gene Ontology annotation, biological process: regulation of DNA-templated transcription. Bases 282 to 731 code for a protein of 149 amino acids. The transcript is spliced from 2 exons. Gene Ontology annotation, molecular function: DNA binding. NCBI's taxonomy places the organism in Eukaryota, Viridiplantae, Streptophyta, Magnoliopsida, Poales, Bromeliaceae. The record is from RefSeq and is a predicted model, not a curated record.